CCUCACACACAUUAUUUCUCUCAGUCUGGCUCACUGUUGCGCCUGCACUCACAAGGUGAAGUCCUCUUUAUUUUCAGUAUCAGAAAGACACCAUCAGUUUGCUGCAAACACUGGUAGGACGUCUGCGAGUUGCUUGACAAGUGUCCAGAUCAUCUGAAGCUUUUUGAGGAGGUCCUUCUUCCAGCAUUCCUCCCCUUGUGAACAGCACAACACAGUCUGGUGGUUAAUAAGUGAAGAUGUCUCUCCCGUUGUCAGUGCUGAUAUGUUUGUCAGUUGUCCAGCUAUGUGUGGGAGAGCCCGUGGAGGAAGUCAUCACAACAAAAAAAGUGCUCCUGGGUGGCUGGUCUGAGAGGAGUCCGGAGGCAGCCGAUGUUAAGAUGGCAACCCAGCAUGCUGUGAAGAUGUUCAACACACACUCCAAAAGCAAGAAGAUGUUCAAACUGGUCUCCAUAAACGCUGCUGAGAGUCAGGUGACACGUAUGAUCAACUUUAAGAUUGAUGCAGUCCUGGGAAAAACCAAAUGUCUCAAGACUGAAAACCAUGCCUUGGACAGCUGCAGUUUUGAGAAAAAGAAAGUGAAGUGCUACUUUGAGGUGACUCUCAACCCCAUCAACAACAAACAUGAGCUGCAGGGUCACAGGUGCAGGAAGCUUCCUUCUUUGUAGUUGAGCUUUAUAGCUUUGACUACCUUGUUACAUUUUGAUACAAUCUUUUUCUUUCUGAAUAAAUGUUUUGCAGCUGCUUUUUAAGCGGUGGAUGUGUGGAAUGAUAGACGAUAUGACAGACUUAUAACAACGACACAUUGUGGUUUCAACAAAAUUAGUUUGGAAAAAAUGGCCAACAGCAGAUGUUGAUUUUUGUUGAUGUUGUGAAAAUGAUCUGGGGCUUGAGGUUUAUUUUUAUUCUUAUUUUGUAUACUGACACUUGACAAUAUGGCUUAAUAAUUGAAAUCCGGUAAAAAAGACUCAUUUGGAUAUUAAUACUUACUGAAUUGGUGCUAUUUCUAUAUAAUUGAAUCAAUAAUAUGAUUGCAUACAAUUGCCACUCAUGAAGUUUUGGAGAUACAGUAUCUUGUGAAAGCAGAUUUGUAUUAAUUUGUUUCUUUCAAAUGUCUGAAAAGAAUGAUAAGAGAUUAGUCAUAACAAAGAACCCAGCCCAUGUUCGUCCUGCAUUGUGACUUCAGAGCAUUAAUCUGUUCUCAAAAUUCAAGCAUGGCAUGGCAUGCAUGAUAUGAGUUUGAAUGUCUCCUUUAUGAACUUUUUUCUCCAGCUCUCUCCAGAAAUGCCUUCCUUUCAAGUAGAAAGGCCUUAAAAAUAAAUUUCAAUGCAAAAAUGAAUUCCAAUGCAAAUUUCAAUGCAUUUCAAUGAAUGUAAGACAAUGGAUUAAAUGGUGUAUUUACUGA
Messenger RNA from Micropterus dolomieu (smallmouth bass), 1402 nucleotides. RefSeq lists its product as uncharacterized. The coding region runs from base 237 to 665 and encodes 142 amino acids. The record is from RefSeq and is a predicted model, not a curated record. The transcript is spliced from 5 exons. NCBI's taxonomy places the organism in Eukaryota, Metazoa, Chordata, Actinopteri, Centrarchiformes, Centrarchidae. Gene Ontology annotation, molecular function: cysteine-type endopeptidase inhibitor activity.